AUGGAAGGCUCUAACGAAGAUGAUUCAACUGUGGUUCUGGACAGAGCCUCUCGAGCAACAAGAGGAAAACGGAUGACCAAGUUGCUUGAUGAGGAACUUGAAGAGGACGAUUUGUUCUGGAACCAGGAUGCUCUUAAAGAUGAUGAGAAUGAUGAUAACUAUCAAGAAGAGGGGGAGGUUGCUGAUGAGUUUGAUAGCGACUUUGAUGAAGAUGAGCCCGAGCCAGAUGAAGAAGCUGAAAAAGAAGUAGAAGAAAGGCCGCGGAACAAGAAGCGGCUUAUAUUUCCUGGAAAGACUUUACCAAAGAAGAAAAAGAAAAAGAAAGACCUUUCAAAAGUAGAUACCCCUUCUAAGAAUGAAAAAUCAACUCAACAGCCUGCUACUCCUGACCGUCAAGAUGUUCCUGAUGAUGUGGAAGGGGAGAGAAUAGUGAGAAAAUCUACAAGAACCUCAGUCAUUGUUAGGCAAGCUGAAAGAGAUGCAAUACGUGCAGCUUUGCAGGCAACAAUGAAGCCAAUAAAAAGAAAAAAAGAAGGCGAGGAGAAAAGGAUGACACAAGAAGAAAUGCUUCUUGAAGCAGCGCAAACAGAAAUCGUGAAUUUAAGGAACUUAGAGCGUGUUUUAGCGAGGGAGGAAGAAGUUAAGAAGAGAGCAAUUGUGCACAAAGCUGUGUUGCUCCUAUCUAGAAUUCAGAGGAUUGUCAUUUCAGUCACAACUUUCAACAACAUCCGUUCCAUUGUAUAUGAUCAGAGCUCUGCUGUGAUCACAGCGGCCACAGUGAAAAUUUGCAAUUCCCUUGAUAUGAUGUGCAUAAAGCUUAAUCAAUCCCAGGAGUUGAUUAGUUAUACCGCUGAAUAUCCAGAGAAGGCUGUAUGUGCUGUAACAGGAUUGCCUGCCAAGUAUCGUGAUCCAAAGACAGGGCUACCUUAUGCAACAAAAGAAGCUUUCAAAAUUAUUCGUGAGCGUUUUGAGGAUGAAAAUGACAAUAUCAAGAAAAUGGCCAUGGGCGAUCUAUUUGAUUCACUAGUUGGGACUGGAUUUCAUGGCAAGAGGAAGCGAUUCCCAAUUCCAAAUAGACGAAAAACGUCACAUUUUCCCCAUUUUGCUAAUUUUGGCAGGAUUCCUAUUGUAGAUAUUGAAUCUUCAGAAUAG
Dovyalis caffra is the source of this 1152-nucleotide messenger RNA. NCBI's taxonomy places the organism in Eukaryota, Viridiplantae, Streptophyta, Magnoliopsida, Malpighiales, Salicaceae. The record is from the annotation of a GenBank genome assembly.